Helicoverpa armigera (cotton bollworm) is the source of this 1010-nucleotide messenger RNA. It is a transcript of the gene ND-13A, whose product is annotated as probable NADH dehydrogenase [ubiquinone] iron-sulfur protein 6, mitochondrial. The transcript has 3 exons. Lineage: Eukaryota; Metazoa; Arthropoda; Insecta; Lepidoptera; Noctuidae. The coding region runs from base 140 to 502 and encodes 120 amino acids. The record is from RefSeq and is a predicted model, not a curated record. Gene Ontology annotation, biological process: mitochondrial electron transport, NADH to ubiquinone.
UGAAUUUCCUGUUUGUCAGUUCUGUCACUGUCAAUGGACAAUCCGUCUGCAAAGUUUUCACCACGAGCCCGAAGAGAACUAAUAAGUUUUUAUUGAUCUGCUUUUCGAAAGAGUUAUUAUUACCAUAUUAAAGACAAUCAUGAACAGAACAUUGUCAAAACUCCAUAUGAAACGAUACGUUAUGCUCGGCCGUGUCGCACCAUCUACAAUCCGAUGCAUGUCUACCAAAAUUGAAGAUGUUUCUACGCAUACAGGCCAAAAAUGGCAAUCUGAUGACUACAGGCUAGUACGAUUUAUGAAUGCCCCUAAGCAAGUCAACCCCAACUGGGCAGUCAACUUAAUAGCAGAAGUACCACCAAAAGAAGUCAAGGAAAGGGUAGUGUGGUGUGAUGGUGGCAGUGGACCUGAGGGCCAUCCUCGAGUCUAUAUUAACUUGGACAAACCUGGUGAUCACUCCUGCGGAUACUGUGGACUGCGCUUUGUAAAAAAAGACGGUCACUAAAUGAAACAAAAAAAACAGCUAGAAGUUUGUACUACAGUCUCGAGCAAUAAAAUAACAACACAUCUAAAUAUCCAAAUUGUGUUUGUUUUGUUUACAUCAUUGAAAUAACUGAAACAAAAAUGUUGCUCACAUACUUAGCUGAAGUUAGAUUUUUUAGGGAAUGCAUUGUGACAAUGUACCUACCUAUUGGGUGACUGGUAUUUUUAUAACCGAUACUUGAACACAUGAACUUUUCUAAAACUUGUUAGUUAAUCGAUGCUUCUUGUGAUUAAGCUCAUGCAAAUAAAAUAGUUUCUGUGGGAAAGUUCUUUGUAGUCAUGAUUACAACCAUGUGUUCAAGUAUCUAUCGGUCAGUAUUACCAGUCACCCUAUACACAUGUCACAGUGCAUUAUAUUCUCAUGAAUGACUGCAGUUACUGUACCUAUGUAUUCCUUACGUAGUUUCUUAAAAAUUGCUUUGUUAUAGUAGUUGUUGAAUAAACUGAAAGUUAAAUAUUUAUUUCAUUUU